Messenger RNA from Nothobranchius furzeri (turquoise killifish), 1702 nucleotides. It is a transcript of the gene plekhj1, whose product is annotated as pleckstrin homology domain containing, family J member 1. Lineage: Eukaryota; Metazoa; Chordata; Actinopteri; Cyprinodontiformes; Nothobranchiidae. Gene Ontology annotation, biological process: retrograde transport, endosome to Golgi; endosome organization; receptor recycling. Gene Ontology annotation, cellular component: trans-Golgi network; early endosome; recycling endosome. The record is from RefSeq and is a predicted model, not a curated record.
AAACUCUCCACUAGAAGAAGAACCGAUCAGCGUUUCCUGUUUGUUUAGCAGAUGCCGUUCACUUGACUUUACUUCACCCUGGAAAUAACCAAACACUCUCCAUCACGUUUUCAGGACAUCGGAUAAAGAAUCAGAAUAAGUCGACAUGAUAAACAACGAAACUACUGCAUUUAUAUUAUUAUUUUAACUCUAUUUGAAAUGUUUUGGUCGUAGAGACUAGCAAAGGUGUCCCCCCUCCCAUUUUACGCGAUGCGUUUCAACGAGAGGGAGCUGGUCUCUCUGAGCCGCCAGCCUUCAGAGAUGGCCGCUGAAAUGGGAAUGCGAGGUCCGAAGAAAGGAGACGUUGUCAAGAGGCGGCUGGUGAAACUCGUAGUUAACUUCCUUUUUUACUUCCGGACAGAUGAGGAGGAGCCAAUUGGAGCCUUGUUGUUGGAGCAGUGCCGGGUGGAGAAAGAGGACAGUCAGACCUUCUCUAUUACAUUUCUAGAUGAAACUGAGAAAAAAUACGUGUUUGAGUGCAACUCCGAGGAGCAAUGUAAGGAGUGGAUAGACUCUAUUAUUAAAGCAAGUUAUGAGUUUAUGAGGAGGAAUCUUAUAUUCUUUCGAACUGAAAUCCACCGCCUCACUGGGAAGGACCCCUUGGAGCAGUAUGGCAUUUCCGACGAAACCCGUUUCCAGGUCAGCAAUGGUCAACUGCUAAAGCGCAGAGAUACUUCCUCCCUGUAGAGCAUCUAAAGUUUCAAAUAUAAUUUUUAGUUCACUCAGCCAUUCCAAUUUUAAUUUCAUCUCAGUGAUAAUCGCAACAGUAAGGUCCACACUCCAGCUUUUUAUAUAGGGUAGUAAUACGUUUGUUUGAAUUUUGCUGAUAUCACAACAAAGGUUGCUGUGAAUGUGCAAAGUUUCGUCUCAUUUCCGCUUUCAAGGUCACACGUUAGACCAGAAAUACCAAUCAGUGCUGUUUUAUAGGGGGUUUUAGGGAGCUGAAUGUGCUGUUUGCUAGCUACUGUAACAUCAGUCUGCUGUUUUAUUUGUUUCAGUUGACUAAAUGUUAUUUUUGUAUUUUUUUUCCAUUGCUGUACAUGCACAGAAUGGGUUUUUGAAUGUCUUGUAGGUUUUAUCCUGAGUUACUGUUGACGUGAGUGUGUUCACUUUUAGACAUGAAAAGAUAUGUGGUAAAAUGAACUAAAACUGAGUAAAUUCCUCUAGCCUACAAUCAGAGUUAAUUUUAAUUGGAUAACUAAUUUAAUUAAUACUGAGAUUAUUUGAACCAUCAGUCCAACGAAAUGUAAAUUACGUCAAACGUAAAUUAAUGUUGCCAUUUCUGGAUGUAUCCACCUUUUGCUCAUUUUAACAUCUUUUUGCACACGUCACUAAGAAGUGUUUUAAUUAAAACUGCAGUUAUUAACUUGAACCUAAAGUCUAGCUUGUUUUUCACUGUGAAUCAUAUUCUUCUAGCUAAGGUUGACAUUAAUCAAUAAAUAUUGCAUCACUUUACAGCAAAUUAUUUGACACAAAUUUGCUAAUAGCCAUAUUUCCUCACAGGUCUUUGCAGUAUGAUACAAAUUGAUGUGUUUUAUUUUCUCUUUUUUCAUGUAUAUCAGAAAAAAAUAGUAGAUAUCACUGAAUGUGUCUAUUUUAAAAUAUUUUCUUCAUGAAUGUGUUGAAGUAUUUUUUUAAAUACACAAAUAAAACUGAAAGACAA